Messenger RNA from Prinia subflava (tawny-flanked prinia), 1548 nucleotides. RefSeq names its product cysteine-rich tail protein 1-like. NCBI's taxonomy places the organism in Eukaryota, Metazoa, Chordata, Aves, Passeriformes, Cisticolidae. The transcript is spliced from 2 exons. Bases 128 to 559 code for a protein of 143 amino acids. The record is from RefSeq and is a predicted model, not a curated record.
GCUGGGGGCCGGUCCGUCUGUCUGUCGGUUGCUCGGGGCGGCGCCGCUCGGGGCGGUCCGUGCAGUAGGAAGCGCAGCCGGGGCAGAGCGGCCCCGCAGCGGCCGGAGCUCCGCGCUCGGGUGGGCAAUGCCUGACGGGCCACGUGUGCUGACACGGUGCUGGGAGAUGGAUCGUGGAGUCACCGUGGAGAACCCCUACGCCAGUGUCAACAUCCCACGGGAACAGUUCAAACAGAGCUUCAUCACUCGCUACCUGAGAGAUGAGCCCACCGUCAUUGCCAACCCCGCAGCCAUGCCCUCCUGGGGCGGGGAGGAGCAGGCAGACCUUGCUAAUGGCUGGAACAGCCCAACCAUCUCCACAGACAAGUCCUGGUCACGUCCCUACAACCCCUACGCCAGCCUGAGGAUGCCCAAUGGGGACUCAUCUGCCUCCUUCUACACCGUGACCCUGGACAAGCCACCCAAGGGCCAGGAGCAGGGGGCUGGCAGAAGAUGUGGCUGCUGCAGGGGUUUUUUUUGCUGCUCCUGCUGCCCAAAGUACUGCUGCGUCAUCUCCUAAGAGCCCUCCCUGCACACACGGGGUGUGCUGACCAUGGGAUGGGGCCAGGUGACCCCACAGGGACAUGGCUGCUGGCCCGGGCACCCCAAGAAGCUGCCCUGGCACCUGGCAGAGCUGGCAUUGGCUGGACUGACAUUGCUUUUUACCUAUGAACUCUGCAGUCAGAUGUGCUGAUGAUGGGCAUCUGCCAGGUGGGCCAUGGGGCCCGGGAGCCCUGAGGAUGACGUGUGCCAGGACAGAUGUCACCAACAAGUGAAUACACUGGAGAGGAGGCAGCACUGUGAACCUGCAGUCCUGCACAGAGCUCCUGCCAGUCUCACCAUGCUGGGAAGGUUCCACCCUGGGAAGGUGUGGGCAGUGUCCACCUGCCCGUGGGUAGGUUUGGAUGCUGGCAGCCCUGUGUGUGUGGCAGAGGAGGACAUCAUCGUCACUGUCUUGGGGCAGUGCAGAGGAGCCAGGGACAAGCCUCCAGCUGGAACAGGGACCCACUUCCCCAGGACUGAGUUGUCCCCUCUCCCACAGCAUCAUGGGGAUGCUGCUGGCACUGAACUCCAUCUGGGUCCUGCUCCUCUUCACCACACUGCCCAUGGGAUAGAGGGACAGAAACAGGAAAGACAGCCAAAGCAUGGCAGAGUGUUGGGCUGUGCUACAGGGCACCACCUGAUGGCACAACAUGGAUGUGGGCAUUAACAUCUCGGUGCCAGGAAACCCCCAGCUCCAUUCUGUUCCUCCUGCCAGACUUGUGGGGUGCUGGGCCCAACCUCUUGUGCCAUCUGCAUCCCAGAGAUGGGUCCAGUGCAGAUGGCUGGCCCAGCUCCAGCAGCUGGGCAGCACUGGGGCACCUUGCUGGGGAUGCAGAGGCCCAGCAUUAGCCUUUUGGAAGUCCCUGGGCUUGGAGGAGGGCGGGAGGAGCCUGCUGGCUCUUCCCAGUGUGCUGGGGCGUCUCCAGGCUGGGCUUUUGGCUGGGGCUGCUGCCAUCAACCUGGAAC